Talaromyces atroroseus is the source of this 1725-nucleotide messenger RNA. RefSeq lists its product as hypothetical. The record is from RefSeq and is a predicted model, not a curated record. NCBI's taxonomy places the organism in Eukaryota, Fungi, Ascomycota, Eurotiomycetes, Eurotiales, Trichocomaceae. The coding region runs from base 1 to 1725 and encodes 574 amino acids. The transcript is spliced from 2 exons.
AUGGCAAACUUCGACGCCUUCAACGACACCUUCGACUUUGGUUCCUUCAUCCACUAUCCCGAGGAGAACAUGGAGCCUUCCGACUUUCAGUUGCCUACAAUGGACACCUCAGUAGAGUCAAUGGACUUCUCCGAUAUGCAACUCUACCCAGAGACGAAUCCUUCUCCGUGCGGUGCCGACUUCAAUCUCUUCGAUACACUGGAAUACCCUGCCUGCGACUUGGCCAAUGGAACCCCUUUUACGGCUGAGACCCGGACACCUGCACCACAAGCAGAGGAUUUCCGUUAUGCGAUAGACUCCUGGGCAUCCGCUGAUCAUCGCCUUCGCUCCACGAAGCAGAAGCGAAGGGAUGCAGCUAUUGACUUGCAUCUACAACGGUUUAUGAAUGAUCACUGCGGACCUCAGCUGUUUCCGACUGAUUCCGAGGCUUCCCCCUCUGCUACGCCUUCUAUCACAUCAUCACAUCAGAGCCCCGGCGACAGCACUCCCGUGUCAUCGGCAUCUAAUACCGAUCAAUCGACCGGUACCCUGACGGGUGGUCGCGAACUCGUCUUCGACAUGAACUUGAACACUGCUACGCAGCUACCGAAGAAGCAGAAGAAGCGCACUAAAGCUCAGAUCGAAGAUUACAUCAAUGCUCGCCGGAACGGCGCUUGUAUCAAGCACAAAAAACAGCACAAAAAGUGCAACUGCCACGAGAAGCGAUCUGCAAAGACAACCGCAGACGUCAAGGUAAAGAGGCAGAAGCUAGCCGUGUCUGGCAGUGGUGUGCCGACCCCAGAACUCAUUCCAAACAACACCCCAUCCUCUCUGUCGGUAUCAUCCUUCUCUCAAUCGCCACUGUCUCAGCUAGACAACGUACUAUUUGGCGAUGAUAUUGACACCGCCUUGGCAAGUCUGCCCGAUUUGUACAGCUACAAACCGCUCCCCGAGCUGGAUGCACAGCUUCCCAUGGAGAAUGUUCUCCAAAACCAGUAUGCGCAAAAAGGAUCGGCUGGCUCUGUAUCAACUACGCACCACCAUCCAGCCAGCUUACCGAGGUCGCCCUCAAACCUGCUUCUUGGCUCAGACUCCGUGGCGAGAUCCUCAAAUGUGCUGCUUGGCUCAGGAUCCUCGGCAAACUCUCCUGCUCGAGACGCACAGUCCCAGGGAUCACUCCAGAUUGGACCAUCUAGUGGAUUGAACACUGCAGUGGAGAACGCAAAGAGUCUCCUAGUUAGGCGUCGCACCAGCGGCAAUCUACAAACCACAGGUCCGAGAUUAGACGUAGUAUCCGAUCUACAUGGUGUAAGCGAAGGCAGUUCACACCGCUCACCAGAACACGGAGCAUUGGCUGGGGCAUCAUCGGGACUACAGACAUCAGGACUGGUAGUCCAAUCACCAAUCCUAAGUCUACCUGUAUCUCCACUGAGCACAAUACAGACGCAACUACCAACAGCUGUAAGCGAGACAGCGAACUCGGCCACUGCCCACUCGACAGAUGUGCAGUCUGCUACUGUGGUGGCACAAACUGCCAGCGAUCUCACCGCGUCUCUAUAUGCGAUGGAAUGGAUAUCACGGCUUUCGACGAGCAUGGCCAUGCAAACUAUGCAAGUCAUACUAGCGUGUCGCCCGCAGCUAUUCCAAUUUCUAUCGGAGCAAGCCACGGGCGCUGACUCUAGCCCAUUCUCUUUGGAACUCAGCACUGUCCAGACAGUGUCUGCCGGGUUGAUCGGGUGCGCUUAA